AUGGGGUUCUCCUUCGGCCAUAGAGACAGUGAGAGGGAGAAAAGAGAUGUCGAAGCCGAAAAACUGGCCAGAGGGAUUGCCAUAUCUAAAGCUAAACCAGGGUCCUCGUCGAUUCCCAUAGUGCCCAUCUCAUCCACAGCCGCACCGUCGGCCAAGGUCAAGAUUCAAGCGAUUCGAGACUCGUCCCAUCCGGCGAAUGGACAGUACGGCUUGUUCGCGGCCCAAUGCCUCCCGGCGGGUUCAUUCAUCCUCGCUUACCUAGGUCGCGUACACGCGGGCGCCUCCUCCUCGUCGGAGAGCGACUACGACCUCUGGCUGGACAAGGAGGCCGAUGUAGCUGUGGACGCUGCUCGGGAGGGCAAUGAGGGUCGGUUCGUCAAUGACUACCGCGGGAUCGGGCACCGGGCCAAUGCCGUCUUCGGACCAGCCUACUGCGAGCGCUGGGGCGAGCUUUGCGUCGGCCUCUGGGUUGUCGGCGGGAAGAAGGUUGGCAAGGGCAUCAAGAAGGGGGAGGAGAUCCUCGUAAGCUACGGAAAGGGGUUCUGGAAAGAGAGGAUGGGAGACGUCGCAGACGAAUAUCAGGAUGCCGAUGCCAAUGUCAACGCCGACGCGGACGCCAACGGAUGA
Drechmeria coniospora is the source of this 627-nucleotide messenger RNA. RefSeq lists its product as uncharacterized. The transcript is spliced from 2 exons. Lineage: Eukaryota; Fungi; Ascomycota; Sordariomycetes; Hypocreales; Ophiocordycipitaceae. Gene Ontology annotation, molecular function: protein binding. The coding region runs from base 1 to 627 and encodes 208 amino acids. The record is from RefSeq and is a predicted model, not a curated record.